Aspergillus saccharolyticus JOP 1030-1 is the source of this 165-nucleotide messenger RNA. RefSeq lists its product as uncharacterized. The transcript has a single exon. The record is from RefSeq and is a predicted model, not a curated record. NCBI's taxonomy places the organism in Eukaryota, Fungi, Ascomycota, Eurotiomycetes, Eurotiales, Aspergillaceae. The annotation marks the transcript as partial.
GGUCCAAUAGGUGUAGUAGGUCUGAUAGAUAUAGCAGGUCCGACAAAUGUAGCAGGUCAGGUAGAUAGAGUAGGUCCAACAGGUGCAGCAGGUCUGAUAGAUAUAGUAGGUCCGACAGAUACAGCAGGUCAGGUAGGUAGAGUAGGUCCAACAGGUGCAGCAGGU